Euleptes europaea (tarantolino) is the source of this 1479-nucleotide messenger RNA. It is a transcript of the gene TMEM121B, whose product is annotated as transmembrane protein 121B. The coding region runs from base 1 to 1479 and encodes 492 amino acids. The record is from RefSeq and is a predicted model, not a curated record. The transcript is spliced from 2 exons. Lineage: Eukaryota; Metazoa; Chordata; Lepidosauria; Squamata; Sphaerodactylidae.
AUGCACCGGGGGGCCUCGAACCAGCGCUCCGUCUCCUCCUCGUCGGGCUCCUUCCAGGCUCCUCCGCCGCCUCCCCCCGCCGCGGACCUGCAGCCCCUUUUCUUGGGCGUCGGCGGCGGCAGCAGCACCGCCGCCACCACCAGCAGCAGCAGCUCGAGCGGCGGCGGCGGCACCCGGCGGGGCUCGGGGUCCAGCGCGGCCUCCAGCCGCUCCCGGAGCAGCGGCGAGGAGGAAGAGGAGGAGGAGGAGGAGGGCGAGGAAGCGAGGCCCCUGGUGCCGGCCGCCCCGGAGGCCGCCGCGCCGCCCCCCGCCGGCGCCUCGCCCGCCUCCAGCUCGGGCUGCAGCAUGACGGCGGGGGAGCCGUACGGGGCUCCGCCGGGGGCGGCGUCGUCGGGGGCCCCGGGGGUCGUCGGCGGCCCCCCGCGCUGGGGCUUCCAGGCGCUGUCGCUGCUGCUGCUGCUGGGCCAGGGCGCGCUGCUCGACCUCUACCUGAUCGCCGUCACCGACCUGUACUGGUGCAGCUGGAUCGCCACCGACGUGGUGCUGGCCGCCGGCUGGGGCCUCUUCUUCCGCCGCAACAGCCGCGCCCGCCGCCGGGGGGAGCGCCCGUCCGGGGGGGCAGGGCCCCCGCCGCCCCCCCCGCCCCCGGGCCACCCUGCCCCCGGGGGCCGGGGCCGCGUCGGGGCGUCCCCCCGGGGCGGCGACUUCGCGUACGCCCACCUGGCCUGGCUCAUCUACGCCAUCGCCUUCACGCCCAAGGCGGCGCUGGUGCUGGGCACGUCCAUCCUGGAGCUGGUGGAGCUGCGCCUGCCGCUGGGCGCCGCCGGGCUGCGCGCCACCCUGGCCCUCUCCGCGCCCCUCCUCUACUGCCUGCUGCGCGCCAUCGGCCCCGAGGGCCCCGCCGGGGGGCAGCUGCUCCUGCCCCCCCGGCCGCCGCCCCAGCCCCGCGCCGCCGCCGCCUUCCUGGCCACCUGCCUCGACCUCCUCGACGCCGCCUCGCUGCUGGAGCUGCUGCCGCUGCCGCUGCCGCCCCCGCUGCGCUACGGCCUGCUGGCCGCCUACUUCGCCUGCCUCGCCUCGCCCGUGCUGUGGCUCUACGAGCUCAGCGCGCCCCGCCCGCCCGGCGCCGCCCGCCUGGCCCUGCACGGCCUCCUCCCCGCCGGCCUCCUCGACGCGCCGCUCCUGGCCCUGCGCGCCCUCCUGCUCCUGCGCCACCAGCAGCCCCUCUCCGUCUUCGCCCUCAAGAACCUCUUCUUCCUCGCCUGCCGCGCCCUCGAGGGCCUCGAGGCCGCCGCCUGCCCGCCCCGCCGGGCGCGCCCCAAGGCCCCCCGCGCCCCCGGCCCCCCGCCCGCGCCCGGCCCGCGCGACCUGGCGCCCCACGGCUAUGUCAACACGCUGGCCGUUGCAGGAGGCAUCUCCGAGAACGACAUGGGGCCCCAUGGCUAUGACAGCACGCUGGCCGUCACUGCACAGAGCUGA